This is a messenger RNA of Solea senegalensis (Senegalese sole), 829 nucleotides long. RefSeq names its product cannabinoid receptor interacting protein 1a (gene cnrip1a). Gene Ontology annotation, biological process: negative regulation of signaling receptor activity. NCBI's taxonomy places the organism in Eukaryota, Metazoa, Chordata, Actinopteri, Pleuronectiformes, Soleidae. The transcript is spliced from 3 exons. Gene Ontology annotation, cellular component: plasma membrane. Gene Ontology annotation, molecular function: type 1 cannabinoid receptor binding. Bases 193 to 681 code for a protein of 162 amino acids. The record is from RefSeq and is a predicted model, not a curated record.
GCGUCGUUGCGCACCGCUGCUCUGUCCGCAUACACCGCAGCAUCCGCCUCCAACCCCACAGCACCGACACAACACCGAGCCACAGCUGAAGCAGCGCCGUAGCACAGGCGGACACACACACACACACACACACACACACACAAACACACACACAGUGACACAAACAGACGGACAGACGGAGAAGCCGCGAACAUGGACGCCGUGCCCGCGCUCAUCCACAUCUCCAUCUCUCUGAAGAUUCAGCCCAACGACGGAGCGGUUUUCUUUAAGGUGGACGGAAGCCGCUUCGGUCAAACCCGGACCAUCAAACUGCUGACAGGCUCCAAAUAUAAGAUGGAGGUGGUAAUGAAGCCGGGGAGCGUGGAGGCCACCAACAUGAACAUUGGGGGCGUGGUCUUCCCUCUGGAGCAGCAGUCCAGAGACGAUGACUCGGUGGUUUACCACGGUCAGUAUGUCACCGAGGGCGUCCCUCACACCAAGAGCGGAGACAGACAGCCCGUCCAAGUCAGCAUUGAGUUUAACAAAGCAGGGACGUUUGAGACGGUGUGGCAGGCAAAAUACUACAACUACUACAAGAGGGAUCAGAGUCAGUGUGGAAACGAGUUUAGCUGCAUCGAGUACGAGUGUAAACCCAACGAGACCAGGACCCUGAUGUGGAUCAACAAGGAGACGUUCAACUGAGUCCCCGCCGGGACCAACGUCAACGUCCAAUCACACCUGUGACGUGCUUUAAAGCUGCUCUCUGAACCACCGCGAACACUCAGGAAAACAAAAUGGCCGACAGAGGAAAAGAUGGAGCCAUUUCCUAUAAAAUCACUCUUUUAUGAAA